This is a messenger RNA of Mytilinidion resinicola, 3046 nucleotides long. RefSeq names its product DNase I-like protein. Gene Ontology annotation, biological process: phosphatidylinositol dephosphorylation. Gene Ontology annotation, molecular function: phosphatidylinositol-4,5-bisphosphate 5-phosphatase activity. The transcript is spliced from 2 exons. Bases 68 to 3046 code for a protein of 992 amino acids. Lineage: Eukaryota; Fungi; Ascomycota; Dothideomycetes; Mytilinidiales; Mytilinidiaceae. The record is from RefSeq and is a predicted model, not a curated record.
CAUGACCGCCGUGGUGUCUUCCAGGACAUGUUUUUGUUGCUAACAUCCCAUUAAUUCAGCCGCCACCAUGGCCUCCGCCUCGACCCACGGCAGCACCUCGUCCGUCGACGCCCUCGACUCCCGCAUCCCGGGCGCUUUCCCUGCCUCCAGCGUGUCCUCCCACCAGAGCCUCUACCAGGCUGUGUUUGCCAGGCGUUCCGAAUACACCCGCCUCCGUAGGAUUCGCGUCAAGGUCGGGUCCUGGAAUGUCGCUGCUCUCAAGGGCACCGAGAAGGACGUGGCCGGGUGGUUCGUCGAGGGCAAAGGCGUGGAAGAAGCCAUGGCCGGCCUCGACAUUCAAGGCCAGCAGGCUGCUGGAGCCGACCAGCGAGAGAGCGUUGGAGACCAAGAAGCGCGAAGCACGCACAAGGCCACAACCAUACCUGAAAAUGACGCCGGAAGCCUCCCCGGUGGCGAGGAAGUUGGUAUAUACGCCCUUGGCCUGCAAGAAGUUGUGGAUGUGGGGUCUGCAACCGAAGCGUUCAAGCCGUAUACAGAUCCCGCGGUCGCACAAAAGUUCAAAAGUGCCAUGCUGGACGCCUUGCCUCCUGGAUACCAACUGGUAGCGGAGCAGCAGCUGAUCGGCCUCUUGUUGCUCAUCUUUGUAUCCCCGAGCAUUACCCCUGAAGUGAAGUUUGUCAGUACAACAAGUGUAGGAACGGGACUCAUGGGUUACAUGGGGAACAAAGGCGCCGUCACUACUCGAUUGGUGGUAGGCGAAACUACGCGUCUGGUCUUUAUCAAUUCACAUCUGGCCGCUGGGGCAGACAAAGCAGCCCUGGAACGAAGGAAUUGGGAUGUUAGUCAAAUCAUCAGUCGAACAAAAUUCGAACCAAUAGUCGAUCACAUGGGCCUCACCCAGUCCAACGGAGAUGGAGUGGGCGACGAAGAUUUUGCGUUUUGGUUUGGAGACCUUAACUACAGGCUGGAGGGAAUACCCGGCGACGACGUUCGUCGCCUUUUGACAGUACACACCCAACAUCUCGACGCCGUGAAAUCAGAACCGCUUCAAACGUCUGCCACGGAACAGAUGGACGAAGAAGUUCCAGCCAACCUACCUGCUCAUAUGGAUCCUGCGUCUCUGCAUACGACAAUAUCGUCGCUACUACCGCAUGAUGAGCUCCACCAGCAGCAGAGACUGAGAAAAGCAUUUGAAGAUGGUUGGCGCGAGGGUCCAAUUGAAUUCCUGCCGACCUACAAAUACGAUGUUGGUAGAGUAGGGCUAUUUGAUUCGAGUGAAAAGAAUCGUUGUCCAAGCUGGUGCGAUCGUAUUCUCUAUCGUUCUCGAACAGCCAGACUCGCUUAUGAGAUGAAAGUGCAAGAGGAGGAGGUUGCGAGGAAGAAGGAUGAAGAAAUGAAGGCCAGGGGCUUAGAAGAAGCUGGUGCAGAUGAAGAUCUUCUGUUUGAUUACGACCCGGCCACAGACGGUGAUGAUUAUGACGAGUUCGCCGAUUCAGAACCAGAAGUCGUAGUUACGAAAGAGAGCUUUGAAGAUGAUAUAACUCUCGAAUACUACACAGCUCACCAACGAGUACUGUCGUCCGACCACAAACCUCUUAGCGCAGUUUUUGCCCUUAAGUACGACGCCGUCGUGCCGGAGCUGAGAGCCCGUGUUCAUCAAGAAGUUGUCAGGGAUCUCGACCGCGCUGAGAAUGAAGGUAGGCCAACUGUUAUGGUCGUGGUGGAUCAGCACUCAGGGUAUGAAACAACGGAACCAUCCGAUACAGAUUCCUUGGACCAUGAGGGCAUCUAUUUUGGAGACGUACGAUACGCCACGUCGAAGCGUCGCAGCAUCACAAUCGCGAACACAGGAAGAGUGCCAGCUGUUGUCUCCUUUGUUGAUCGCCCAGCCGAGCCAGGACGACCUACGGGACCAAUGCCACCCUGGUUAUUGGUUCGAUUUGACAGAGAUCCGGACAAGAACCCUACGGCUCCAAGUGAGCACGACCAGUAUACGAUUGAGCCCGCGGAGGUCUGCAACGUUGAACUAAAACUCAAAGUCGAGCUCAUAGAACUCGUUCGCGAGCUUAAUGAAGGCGUAGCAACGCUCGACGACGUUCUUGUGUUACGAGUCGAAAACGGGCGUGACCAUUUUCUUCCUGUUCGAGGCCGCUGGCUCUCGUCCUCCUUUGGACGCUCAAUCGACAAGCUUAUCCGAAUCCCCGAGGGAGGCAUCCGAAAACUGCAACGCCAGAAACCGUCCGCGACUGAUCAAGCGGUAAAGUGGUCGGCGCCGCGGGAGUUAUUUCGACUGACGGAAAGCAUAGAAGACCUAGUCGAAAGAACUCUCGCUGAGUGGGACAUGACCAGCUCCGAGGGCGACAAACCUCCAUGGCAAAACAACGCUGGCUGGCCAUUUGCCGAAGAGUCUUGGGGGGCAACCACAAGUGCCUCUAGAGUAUCUCUGCGAGCAAACGUUUACGAGGCCCUCGACUGCGACCAACCCUUCGACACGGCGUUUACAGCGGAUGUUCUGCCGAUGGAGAGGCUUGAAGUACUCGCGCAAACCCUUCUCGUGUUUCUAUGGGGCCUGCAGGAUGGUAUCAUUACAGAGGAGUUGUGGGUACAAUUGGAGAGCAGCAUCGCUGCUCGUGAGAAGGCAAAGCAACAACUCGCCUUGGAUGACGAGCGAAUGUGGUGUCUUGAGAUCUUGUCGUCAGCCCCGACUCAUAACGUCUCAUUCGUCCUCUUAACUUCCAUGCUGUCGCGUGUCGCUAGUGAGAUCGUCAACUCAACUUCGUCCUCAGCCAGACCAAUGUCGGCACCCCGAUCGAGCGUAGAGCUCCCUGCAUCCCCAAGAGUCACUGUGAGAAGAAAGACCCUGAGCCAGAUUCCAGAGGUGGCAAGACGGCAAUUGAUCAACAGAAACUACGCUGUGAUCUUUUCAGGUGUUAUGAUUAGGGCCCCUCAGUUUGGCAAGGGCAAGGAGAAAGAGAAGAGGACGCGAGAAGAGCGUAUGACUAAUUUCAUUGAGAUGUUCUUAAGGGAAAGCGAAGAGGGGCGAUAG